Gloeophyllum trabeum ATCC 11539 is the source of this 819-nucleotide messenger RNA. RefSeq lists its product as uncharacterized. The transcript is spliced from 6 exons. The record is from RefSeq and is a predicted model, not a curated record. NCBI's taxonomy places the organism in Eukaryota, Fungi, Basidiomycota, Agaricomycetes, Gloeophyllales, Gloeophyllaceae. The annotation marks the transcript as partial.
CUCAUAGGGUUCACUCGUGUUCCCGGACAUCAUUCUGGGGAGCACCUUGCUGCUGCAUUUAUUUCUGUCCUUGAUCGCUUCGGGAUUGCCCAAAAGAUUGGCUGGGUUACACUUGACAAUGCCUCAAACAAUGACACAUUCAUGGAGAGUCUGGAGCUGGAGAUGCUGCGCCGUGGGAUUGAAUUUGACAAAGUUUCUCGUCGUAUUCGCUGUUUUCCACAUAUCAUCAAUCUUGCUUGCAAAGCAGUCUUAGGUGCUAUGACUAAUAUGGAGUAUGCCUCCAAUGAGGCAGCAGACUUCAUCCCGCAGGGUAACAUAAGAGAUCCCAUUGCGUCAGCACGUACUUUGGUCCGCACGAUUCGGGCGUCUUCAAUACGGCGUCAGUACUUUGCUGAGGUGCAGAAGGCGCUGCAACAGAGGGACCUACAGCUCCUUCGGGAUGUAGACACCCGCUGGUCAUCGACACUAUUGAUGAUUGAGCGUGUUCUACUCCUGCGUGAGGCGAUUGAGAAGUUCCUGUCCCAUUCUGAGUUUGAAGAGCUGCGCAGGUAUCAGCUGCAGAAUUCAGAGUGGGACCUAUUAGAGGCUUACAGGCAGAUUCUUGCAGUCCCGCAUGCGUUCCAGCAUCGCUUGUCAGCAGAGAAGACACCAACACUUUGCCAUGCUAUCCCACAUUUCGAGUCCAUGUUGCGUAUAUGGGAUGUGCAGAAGACACAGCUACCGAGCAUGGCUUCUGUUAUAGAGGCUGGUAUUGUAAAGCUGGAGGCAUAUCGCAAUCGUACUAACCCUGUCCCGGCAUACAUGCUGGCAAUGAGUGAG